This is a messenger RNA of Paramuricea clavata, 1850 nucleotides long. Lineage: Eukaryota; Metazoa; Cnidaria; Anthozoa; Malacalcyonacea; Plexauridae. The record is from the annotation of a GenBank genome assembly.
AAUCCAUCGUUGACAAGUGAAAGUAAAAUGGAUAAUCUGCCAGACACAUGCUAUCUUUUGUUAGACAUCAUUCUCAAGUCAAAACAGUUGAUACGGUGAGUUUCUCUCGUGUAUUUAUUAAUUAUGCAUGGAAUGCGAAACAUUGAGGUGUUUUAAAUAAAGAAACGAAAUAUGACUGUUAAAGUUUUAUCGGCAAGCGACGUACAUACAGUAUUUAAUGAAUUCGAUUUCUAAUUGUUAAAAUCUUGAAUAUGGGGUUUCAGUCUAUAGGUAGCAAUAAGCAAUUUUAUUAUAUUAACACUGAGUUUUCCCAAUGAUUUACUCAUGUGAAAACUCGUUCUACAAUCUGCAUUAGCCAGUCAGAAAAGCGAAGCAAUUUUCGCGCAAUUUUCGUUUCAUCCAAUCAAAUGAUACAACGCUGACGUAUCAAAAAUUCACUCACGGCCGGAAUUUUCCCGCCCUUCGGUUUUGUCAGGCGACGUGGGCACUCCUCGAUAAAUAUUCUAAUAAUAAUUUCACUUUGUUCUGGUUCUUAACGCAAAGUUUAACUUCAUCUUAGCACUUUAUAUCGGUUUUAAUCGUUGUUUGAAUAAAUCGUAUACUUGCUGCGCAAGAUUGUACGUCGUAUGUCAACGUUAUUUUAUUGAAAUUGUCCAAGCAUGCAUGACUUUUGAAUUUUUAUCGUUACCUAAAGUAUAUAGCUAUUUUGACACAGACAAACAUAUCAAAAUUCAGCAGGUAGAUCGCCUGAUAUAACAUCUAUGACUUCAAUGCAAGAAACAAUACAGUGUCUAUCACAGAACAAAUUUGUUCAUUGGAAGCUUUUGUAUUGUAUUUUCGCACUUGUUAAUUUGUUUUCACAUUUCUCGCUCGCUCAUUGCAUUCGCUCGUUCGCUUUGUUACCAUACGUCUGAAGCGUAUCAUGAAACCAUGCAGAAAUCUCUACAGGUGCAUAAAGAAAACCGCACGGUUCGAAAAUGUCCGCUAAACUGCAAAUUCCGCAGAUUAUUAAAAUUGCAAAUGGAAACUAUGGAAAGAAAGUCCAAGUUUUGGAGGUCGCGCGUUGGACUUAAUGUACAUCAGAUUGUCUGGCACUUUGUUAAUUCAUAAAACACCUUCUAAAUUUGCACCCUAUGAAUUUAAAUUGUGUUUUUAGCCUUCCAUCUCUGCGCGCAAGCCAGUUGUAGAAUGGUUUUUAAAAACAACCCUCUUGCACUCUAAAAUUUACUUUUCAAAAUAAUUUUAGUCGUGAAAAUAAUAGGCAGACCCCAAAUUACCCAUACAUACAUAAAUGUUUCACAAAUUUUGCGGAAUUUGCACUUUAGCGGACAUUUUCAAACUAUAUACACCCUGUGUGGACUUACACGAUCAAACUCCCCGAAACAAGGACGUUUUGAGCGAAGAUCUGUUGUCGAACUAACUUCCAGAAGAUAUAAUUUCCCCUCAUGUAUAUAUUUAAUAUCAUUUGCUUGUUCUGAAGGGUUUGGAUUGAAGCGAUAACAAAAUGUAUUAAAGAUGGAUUUUUUAAAGAAAUGGAGUACGAAGCAGCGGCAUAUAUAUUGUGCGUUGUCAUCGACAGUAAGUUAUUCAUUUUUGAAACAUAUCUAAGGUAGACAGUAAUAUAACCACUCAGCACAGCAUUUAACUAUAAGGCAUUCGCCCAUUCAUGAAAAUGACAUACAGGCAUGUAUUAGCAGAAAGGUUAAGAUUGUCGGGCCAAAAAUAUUAUUUUUAAAUUGUAUUGUUAAAAUUCGUCUGUGGAAACCAAAUUGCCCACAAAUACGCAUGGGAGCUUUGGGGACGGUGGUACCGUAGUAAACCUGUUCCUUAUAGUAUACGUAUUAAAUUGA